UAGUCAUGUAGCAGACAAGCCUAAGCUUAGUUUACCUUAACCGGCGAGGCUUGCACGAAUUUCAAUUUUCUGAAAAAUGUCUAAAUUCAAUGGAACAUGGGAGGAUAGAGAAUUAGAUCCGAGCUAUGAAGCCUUCAUGGAUGCAAUAGGACUGGGAGAAUACAAGGAAAAAUACAGGGGAGCAAGAACUACGUUAACAUACGAAGUAAACGGCGAAAACUGGAAAAUUACAUGGCUCACUUCACUGUAUCCCGACAACCCCAUGACGUGCGACAUUCAGAUCGGAAAAGAGUUUGACACAAAAGGUCCUGAUGGAUCUGAUGUUAAGGCAACAUUCACCGUAAUAAGCGACUGUGAGAUCAAAGAACACGAGAUUACGAAUACUGAAGACGGCAAAAACCGAGAAUUCAUCAUCACCAGAAAGGUCAAUGGAGAUAUUAUGGAUGUUACUAUGGAGGCCGUUACUUCUAAGGCUACGAUGAAAGGGAAAAUGUACAGAAAGAAGUAGUCCAAAGACUUGGUUAGCUUUAUUCACUGGAAUUUGACUUGGUUUGCUUUAUUCACUGGAAUGUUAGAAACGAACAGAUACUUAGAAGUGUGAGAAGUGCACACCUGUUUGGUUACAAAAAACUAAUACAUGUAUAACAGUUACAUGUACUAGAGGACUGAUUUAUGCUUAAAAGUGUGAUUCUAACUUGAUUUUUGUUCACUUGUUAAAGUAUAAUAUUCAUCGAUCAGUGAAAUUGCAUAAAAUAUGUCCCAUAGUUGUGUUUUGUUAAUCAUUUUUACCAAAGUGCCAGUACUUAGAUAAACGACCUUCAUUUUCUGUGUGUAAAAAAUGUUCAAUGCCUCAUACCUGUAUUUAAAUCUCCAAGUGUCAAUACUUCCAGAUAGUAAAUGUAAAAAUCUAGAACACAAGGAUUUCAAAAUCAGCGCCUUUAUUCAAUACUCUGUGUAAAUACAUGGAGGGUAUCUAAUGUACGAAAAUGUCAAUAAAAUCUUGCGUAUGGAUUUAGAUAAGCAUAUAAAUUGUUAUCAAGUUU
Messenger RNA from Saccostrea echinata, 1043 nucleotides. RefSeq names its product fatty acid-binding protein, liver-like. The record is from RefSeq and is a predicted model, not a curated record. Lineage: Eukaryota; Metazoa; Mollusca; Bivalvia; Ostreida; Ostreidae. Bases 77 to 508 code for a protein of 143 amino acids. The transcript is spliced from 4 exons.